Molecule: messenger RNA, 14533 nt
Organism: Hypanus sabinus (Atlantic stingray)
Lineage: Eukaryota; Metazoa; Chordata; Chondrichthyes; Myliobatiformes; Dasyatidae
Exons: 2
Coding region: 13184-14116 (310 amino acids)
Source: RefSeq, a predicted model, not a curated record
GGAGGAACUCUAUUGUGUGUGUGUUCAGGAGGAAGUUCUGAUCUUCUAGAUGGAGUACACUGGAGUUCACUGUUGACUCUUGCUGUAUUUUCAGAUGACGGGAUGCUGUAUAUUCGUUUAUGAUGAGCUGCGUUGUGUAAUGUGGGCAAUCAUGGCCUUUCCAUGCCCAUGAUUGUCCCCGGCAAAUUUUUCUACAGAAGCAGUUCGCCAUUGCCUUCUUCUGGGCCAUGUUGUUACAAGAUGGGUGACCCCAGCCGUUAUCAAUAGAUGCCGUAAAUGGUGUCUGUGAAUGACAUAACUGCUGCAAUGUGCUGUUCUAAUGAUGUUCCACAGCACGGCUGUAUCAUCGGUAUCUGUAUUUUUAUCAUUUUAAAGCUCAGAUCCUCAGUUUAAGUCCCUCCAGGGCCUGAAUCCUUAUCUAUAAUCUUUAAGAUGUCUGCCUCCUUCCACUUCCAGCCACUUUCAAGGCCCUGAAUUUAAACGCUAUCCCACUGACGGCCCGAGGUUGAUAAACCUCUCAGGUUGUCUUCCCUGCCUUUCAGAUGUUUCUUUCAAACUGAUUCUUAUUACCACCAGGCCUCAUACCUCAUCACGUAAUGUGAUUUGUGCAACACCGUUUUGAGGCAAUUUCUGGCAUUUUCUGACACCAACACCUCAGAAGCUCAUGCUCUUUUUAAACUUAUUUCGAGGAUCUGGUAAUCCCAGUAAGAAAUUUAUUAGCCAUUGCUAAUUGCCACUGAGUAAGAAUUUAUGUGACCUGUCUUAAAUAUUCACCACAGUCCUUCUGGUGAGUGUGCUACCCCGCCCCCCUCCAGUGCUGUUGAAUAUUAAAAUAGCUAGAACAAUAAUGGCCCUUCAUUUAUCUCCCUUUGAUCCCCCUAUGAUUUUAUACAUGAGAGUGGGUCAGAAUUGAGAUAAAGGGACUCAUAUUAAUUUCUAUUCCCAUUCCUAUUCCGAUAUGUCUAUCUAUGGUCUCAUUUUGUGCCAAGGUGAGGCCACCCUCAGGAUGGAGGGGCAACACCUUAUAGUCCAUCUGGGUAGCCUCCAACCUGAUGGCAUGAAUAUCGAUUUCUCCUUCCAGUAAAAAAGAAUUCCCUCCCCCUCCCCUUUUUUUCUAUUCUCCUUCUUCUUCUUCAACUGUCCAUUGAUUUCGAUGUUGACUGAGGCCUGGGCAGGGUUGUAUGGCAGUUGCCCAUGCUGCAAGUCUCCCCUCUCCAUGCCACUGAUGUUGUCCAAGGGAAGGGCAAGGGCUGAUACAGCUUGGCACCGGUGUCGUCGCAGAGCAAUGUGUUGUUAAGUGCCUUGCUCAAGGAUACAAACAAGCUGCCUCAGCUGAAGCUCGAACUAGCGACCUUCAGAUCACUAGACCAACGCCUUAACCACUUGGCCACGCGCCAACACACACUAUUCUCCACUCUGGUCUUUAACCUCUUCUUACCUGCCCCUGGGUCCUCCCCUCCUUCCCAUUCUCCUAUCAGGUUCCUUCUUCUCCAGCCCUUGAACUUUCCCACUCAUCUGGCUUCACCUAUCACCUUCCAGUUGGUCUCCUUCCCUGCCCUCCACACUUUUUUAUUCUGGCAUCUUCCCCCUUCCUUUUCAGUCCUGAAAAAGAUCUUGGCCCAAAAUGUUGACUGUUUACUCUUUUCCAUAGGUGCUGCUUGACCUGUUGAGAUCCCCCCAGCACUUUGUGUCUGCUGGAUUGGAUUUCCAGCAUCUGCAGACUUUCCUGUGUUUAUAAUUCAUUUGUUAGGGACUCUGGGGUAGUUGACAAGACUUGGCAGAGAGUCUGAAGAGGUCUUCCGUUGCCUGUUGCCCCACUGGUGUUUAGCAAUGAGGGUCCUCCAUUACUGCAGGCAUACACGGCUUCCUUCAUAACAUCAGUAACCUCCUCUCGGUUUUCACGACUGUCAGUCAUGCAAGUCCUGGGUGGAGACUCAGGAGUACCGUCACACUCAGAUGGAGAAAGAUUCUUCAUUGCUGUUUCCGUAACAGUUUUGUUUGACUAGUCGGGGUUGUUAGCCCUGAGUUGAACCCCCCCCCCCCCCCCCCAGAUCUGGAAGAUUGGUGGACCACUCUCACUCUGGCCUCUAGCCUUUGACCUGGCUGGCGUGGGUGACCUUCCCAUAAAGCCCUGACUCCAACCAACAUUCGUAGCUCUCCAGGUCAUUGAGGCACGCAAGCCUCCAAACCCAACCACGAGAUUGUGGUCCUAUUCCAGGUCUAAAGAGAUAUUGGUUUAUUAUUGUUGUAUUUACCAAGUUACGGUGGAGAUCUUGUCUGUUCAUAUGGACCAAAUCCUUACACAGUGUGUCAAGAAUAUAACACAUAGACAAUGUAAAGCCUUCCGAGAAAGUGCAGUGCAGGUAGACAAUUAAACCAUAAAAAUAAGGUAAAAAAUAAUAAACAGGGUAGAUUGCGAGGCCAAGAGUCCACUUUGUUACACAAAAUGUCCAUUCAAGUGUCUGAAAUGAGAGUGUUGACCUGGAAGUGACUACUAGUCUCACACAGGGAUUGAACUCAAGUCACCAAUCCUCAGGAACAUUUUGGAAUGUCAUCAUACAAGAGCUUUGCACCCAGUAACUUCAGUCAUUAACUGAGUCUGAGAGCUUUCAGCUUCUGUUAAUAUCAUGACCUUGAUGUCUCAGCCAUUCGAGGUGCUAGGCACAUUCCUUGUGACCUAGUGCUUUCCUCUUCUCGGGCAACCCCCUGGGCUCAGGGGUGACUUUCCUCUUCUCCAGUCCUGUCAGUUCUGAGGAGGUGGAUGAAGUUAAUGUAGGGGCCGCCGACUCUUCCACAGAUAGCGCGGGACGGGACAGACGGGAUAGGCAACAGAAAGCUGUUAUCCGUCUCACUCCUUCCACCUUUUUAUCCAAGGAACCACUUCGCAAGGCCUUGACAUUGUUACUUAUGCUCCUGGUCCAUGUUAAAGUCAUCCCAAGAGUCAGUGAGGAUGCAGCUUUUCUUUAAGGAGCAUGCCUCUGUCCAUCUGUUAAUUUCUUCCCACGGCAGAACUCAGAAUAGACCAUCUACUUAGGGAUUCUGGACAUGUGAGCAAUGUGGCCCACCGGAUAUGGCCAGCUGGAGGUGACGGCGGCCUCGGUGCCCGGCAGGUCGGCCUGGGAGGGCUCUGACGCCGGUUUGCCCCUCCCUCCCGCGAACAUGGGGGAUUUUGCAGAGACAGCACCGUGGCGUUUCUCCGCCCCUUUCGGGCGUCCGCUGCAGACGGGGAAAAGCACUGCAUCACACAGACUCCGGAAGCAGAGCAGUGUUUCAAAUCUCAGCAGUGAUUCCAUCCUUUCCCCUCAAAAAUAACAGUACAGCUCAGGAAGAGGCCAUUCAGCCCACAAUGUUGUACUAAACCAGCCUAAAAAGCAAGUCAAAUGCACCGAAAACACUAAUCCUUCCAACCUAAGCCAUUCCAUAUCCCUCCAUCUCCCUUACAUACACGUGCCUCUCCAAACGUCUCUUCUAAGCCUCUAUUGUAUUGGCCUUUUCCACCAUACCAGGCAUCUACCACCCUCUGUAUGGACGGAGGGUAAAAACAAACAGAAAAAGCUUUGGUUACGGAUUUAUCCAGUGUAGUGUGGACAUAGCCUGAGUGAAAAAGUUACCCCUCACAUCCCCUUUGAACCUAACCCCUCACACCUUCAAUGCAUGCCGUCUGAUUUUGGACGUUUCUACCCUGGGGAACAGACACAUCCUGGCUGCUCUAAGUUUGCCUCUCAUAAUCUUUUAAACCUCUUCCCUCAGCCUCCGCUGCUCCAGAGAAAACAGCCCAAGCUUCUCCAGCCUCUCGUGACAGCACGUCCUCUAAACCAGGCAGCAUCCCGGUAAACCUCCUCAGCACCCUCUCCAAAGCCUCAACAUCCCUCCUACAGUGGGGCAACCAGAACUUUAUGCAAUACUCCAGAUGAGGCCGAACCAGUUUUAUAAAGUUGCAUCGUAACCUCUUGACUUUUGCACUCAAUGCCUUGGCUAGUAAAAGCAGCAUUCCAUAAACCUUGUUGAUGGCCUGUGUAGGCCUGUUAAUGGCCUAUCAAUCUGUGUAGCCACUUUAAUGGAGCCAUGAACUUGGAUCUCUGGAUCUCUCUGCUCAGUGACACUGUUAAGGACCUUGCCCUGUCUCCUUACAUUUGCUCUACCAACACCUUGGGUCCAACUCCAUCUGCCAUUUCUCGGUUCGUGUCUGUAACUAAUCUAUAUUGUACUGUAUUCUUUGCCAGUCGUCUACACUAUCCACAUUUCCACUAAUCUCGUUAUCAUCUGCAAACUUACUAACUCACCCAUCUACAUUUUCAUCCAGGUCAUUUAUAUACAUUACAAGCAGCAGAAGUCCCAGCACAGAUCCCUGAGGAACUCCACUAAUUACAGACCACCAGCUCCAAUAACCAAUACCCUCUGUCUUCCAUGUGAAAUACCUCUCCCUUCCCUCGUAAUCAAUGCAGAUGUGCUGAAGAAACUUCAUAAUGAUGGAAAGUGAGUGAAGGCAUUGUUGUUUAUAACCAGCAUUAAACGUGUGCAACACCACUACUGCCCAAUGGAAGUCAGCUCCAGACAGGUCAGUACAUACAUGGGACAACAUGUGAUUCAGCAUAGCAUAGUAACAGGCCCUUCAGCCCACAAAGUCCGUGCUAGGCAUGAUGUCAAAUUAUAUCACUCCCCUCUGCCUGCACAGGAUCCUUCUUUCAAUAUCCCAUUUGGAUAUGUCCAUACAUGACCUCCUCUACUUCCAUGAUGAGGCCAAACGCAAGUUGGAGGAGCAACACCUCAUCUACCGUCUGGGUAGCCUCCAGCCUGGUGGCAUGAACAUCGAAUUCUCCAACUUCCGGUAAUUCCUUCCCUCUCCCUUCACCCAUCCCAGUUUCACUCUGCCUCUUCCUCCAGCUGCCUAUCACCUCUCUCGUGAUUCUGCCUUAUUCUACUACACAGUGCUUUCCCCUUACAUUCCUUCUUUCCUGCCUAUCCCCUCCCUGCUUCCCCUCUCCCACCCCUUGAUCUUUCCUCUGAUUGGUUUUCCACCUGGCACCUACCAGCCUUCUCCUUCCCACCCUCCCCCCACCUUCUUUAUAGGGCCCCUGCCCCCUCCCUCUUCAGUCCUGACGAAGGGUCUCGGCCCGAAACAUUGACUGUUCAUUUCCACAGAUGCUGCCCGACCUGCUGAGUUCCUCCAGCUUGUUGUACGUCUCCCUUAUUUCCAUUCCUUCCGUAUUCUUGUAAAUGACACUGCUAGCUCCACUAUCCCUCAGAUCAGGGGUCCCCUAACUUCUGUAUGUCCUGCAUCCUUACAGGUGGCGGGGCGGAGAUACGUCUCUACCAAAGGAGUUGUAAGGCGCUCCUUCCCUCCACUAGCCUGCAGGUGUUGCCCCUGCUUAGCCUCCCCUGAUCAGGGUCAUGUGAAGCCAUGGGAGCAGGUGGUGGACAGUCGUAUGAGCAGCCGGUGCAGAUCACAAGUCCUGGUUAUGAGACCAUUGAUGCCAGGCAGACAAUCUUUGAGGAGUAUUGAUAUUGAUAAUUAAUAAUAAUAGAAGAAGGGCAAUGGCAAACCAUUUCUAUAGAAAAACUUGCAAACUACAUUCAUGGAAAGACCGUGAUCGCCCAUGUCAUACGUCAUGGCGCAUACUGAUGAUGUAGUACGUCACAGCACAUAAUGAUGAUGUCAUACAACAUGGCACAUAAUGACGAUGAUGAGAUGGAUGCAUGAAUGUGCAGAAAACAUUGGGGUGUGGACAUUGUUUAGGCAGAAGGGAUUAGUUUAGUUAGCAGUUUCAUUGCUAGUUUACUUAGUUUAGCAAAAUAUUGUGUUCCAUGUGAUGUUUUUUAAAUUUAAGGUUUUGGUGUUCAGAGGGAAGUAAAAAUCCUUAAACGCGGAGCAUUGGAAGUUAAGAUAUAGGUGCCCUAAUCAUAGUGGCUGGCAAGAGCUAGGAGGAACCACCAUUACAACAAGAUUUGAGCACAGCACUAAAGAUUACCUUUGCCCCUACAUCCUAUUUCCUCAGGAGCUUCAGAGCCUUAGAGGAGAGAGGAGGCCUCUUAGAUUUGAUAUCACUGGCACAUGUUGUGAAAUUUCUUAAAUUUGCAGUACAAUGCAAUACAUGAUAAUAUAAAGAUCAUGAAUUAUAUUCAGUAUAUGUAUGUGUGUGUGUGUGUGUGUGUGUAUAUAAAUAAAAUAGUCAAAUAAGUAAUGCAACAGAAAUAGAAAAAAGUAGUGAGGUAGUGUUCAUGUGUUCAAUAUCCAUUCAAAAAUCUGAUGGCCGAGGGGAAGAAGCUGUUCCUGGAUCACUGUGUGUGCCUUUAGGCUUUUGUACCUCCUUCCUGAUGGUAACAGUGAGAAGAGGGAAUGUCCUGGGUGGUGGGGAUCCUUAAUGAUGGACGCCACCUUUUUGAGGCACCAUUCCUUGAAGAUAUCUUGGAUACUACAGAGGCAAGUGACCAUGAUGGAGCUGACCAAUUUUACAACUUUCUGCAGCUUACUUCGAUCCUGUGCUGUCGCGCCCUCCCCCAUACCAGACUGUGAUGCAGCCAGUUAGAAUGUUCUCCACGGUACAUCCAUUAAAGUCUGAGUGUUUUAGGUGACAAGCCAAAUCUGCUCAAACUCCAAAUGAAGUAUGAUCCCCGUCUUGCCUUCUUUAUAGCUGCAUUGAUAUGUUGGGACCAGGUUUGGUCCUCAGAGAUCUUCUUUUUUUCCCCUUUCUUUUUCUAUCUUUUUAUUGAGUUUCAUAUACAAAAGAAAACAAUAAUAUAACAUAACAUAACAUUGAAUAGGUUAUAAAUACACUAGGCUUGAAGUUAAAUUAGUAAUAAGAUAUCAAUAUCUUAUUGAGAUACCAACAGAGAACAUCAUAAGAUAAUCAAUCAAGCCUAUAUUAAUUGUAUAUGAAAAAAGGAUAAUCACAAAAAGAAGGGAAAAAAAUACAAGAAAAAAUAUAUAUUAAAAUAAAGCAAUAAACCUUAACUAACAUGGGCAAUAAUAAUAAUUUAUAUAUACAUGAUAGUAUCAAGAACUCCGGAACUCCAUACCAAAACAAGGAUAAAAAGAGAAAAGGUCUGGAAGGGGUCAAAUUAACUCAUAUGAAAAUGUCGAAUAAACGGUCCCCAAGUUUCUUCAAAUUUAAUUGAUGGAUCAAAAAUAGUACUUCUAAUUUUUUCUAAGCUCAAACAAGAAAUAGUUUGAGAGAACCACUGAAACAUGGUAGGAGGGUUACAAAUGGUUAACUCUUCUUCUAUAUGUGCUAAACAUGCUUUAAUACAAUUUAAGGUGGUACAUAGAGCCCACAUGUCUAAAGAUAAGCUUGCUCGAUUCUACUCCCAUAUUAACCCUCAAUGUGACAGAUGUCACUCAGAAUUUGCUUCAUUGACCCAUAUGUUUUGGUCAUGUCCCACCUUACAUAACUAUUGGAAGGAUAUAUUUACUAUCAUUUCCUCAGUUUGGAAUAUUGAUUUACAACCCCAUUUUAUCACUGCAAUUUUUGGUAUACCAAUUGAGGAUGGUAGUCAAUUCUCCCCUUCGAUUAGACGAAUGAUGGCAUUUGCAACUCUAAUGGCUAGAAGGUCUAUAUUACAAAAUUGGAAAGAAGGUCCUUAGAGAUCUUGACAUCCAGGAACAUGAAAUUGCUCACUCCUUCCACUUCUGACCCCUCCAUGAGGAUUGGUUCCCUAAGUCUUCCUUGCAGACUCAAGACCUGAAGUUAUGUUCAGGAACUCAACAAGCCCUAGGCCGGAGGCGAGUUCCCACUUUAUUAGUUGACCUCGGAACACAGCAACACAUGAUGUAAAGCUAUCCGUGGUCACCUGCACAGCGUGGAAGUAUUGUCCAACUCUAGCCUGGAAUCUGUACCACAGUAGCUUCCUGUCAGAUUAGCCGGCAUCCCCAGCUCCUGAGUGAGCUGUCAGUCUGCCAGUCUUGGGUGGAAAAGCAAGGUCAUUAAAGUGUUUAAAUAUUACUUAGAAAACCAGACUGCUGGUAAUUUAAUUUUCUACCAUGACUAAUCUGCAGCUGUAUCUUAUUUAAAUUAUUCUGACUUCAGUGCAAUUAUCUUCUUAUCGAGCAUUUUUCUUACGGCUCCGAUUCUGCCUGCCUCUUCACCUACCAGGGCCUUGGUACCUACCUACUGGUUGCCAUGGUACCUACAGGUCUGUCACCAUGGUGCCCGUGAAUCAGUCCGCACAGUAACUAUGGGUAAAUUGCCAUGGCUGGUGCCCACAGAACAACUGCAAUGGUACCUGCAAUGAGAUGCCCGCACUAUCCAUGAGAAAGUUGGCGUGCCAACCAUUGAAUGGUCACCAUGACACAGGCAUAGCUCCAUCAGCCCAUUGCCAUGGAAUCCAUGGUCUUUUUAGAAAAUAGAUAAUUUAUUUGUUGAGGUAUAGCACGAAAUAGGAUGAGCCACACCGGCCAGCAAUCUCCCUAUUUAAUCCUACCCUAAUCAUGGGACAAUUUACAAUGGCCAAUCAACCUACAGACCAGUACAUCUUUGGACUGUGGGAGGAAACGCACACGGUCACCGGGAGAACGUACAAACUCCUUACAGUCAGAAGCAGGAAUCGAACCAGGGCCGCCUGUACUGUAAAGCAUUGUGCCACCCCCUGAGUGCCCAUUGGCCGUUUGACACAGGACUCAUUCAUCAUUUGACAGGCAAGGUACCAAUCAGUUAUCUUAGUGUUGAUUGGUUGAUGACUACUAGCCUUCUCGCCAGUUGCAUGGCCUCCCUGGGACAGUUCCUUAUCAAAGAUUUGAAGUAUAUUUAUUAUCAAAGAAUGUAUAAAUUACACACCCUGAAGUCUGUCUGCUUACAGGCAGUAACCAAGCAAGAGACCUGAAUAACCCAAUAAAAAAGACCAAAAAUCACUGUUCACUGUGUGAUCCUCCUACUGUUGCCAUCUCUGGCCAACCUGUCCUGGAACUUAUGUCACAUGGCCCCAGCUCCAACAAACAUGAUUGGUCAUCUGCCACAUCCAUCACACCAUGCCAACCCGAACCAAAACGGAAACCUCAGGUAAUUACCUCCCCUGCCCGCAUUUUCUCUUCUUACUUUUAUUCCCCAUUCUGGUUGCUCUCUCACCCCUUCUCCUUUCCUCACCUGCCCAGCACUUCACUCAGGACCCCUCUUCCUUCCAUUUGCCUCCAGGAGACCGGGCUAAUGCAGUGGUUAGCACGACUCUAUCACAGCUUGGGGUAUUCUGGAGCUCGGUGUUCCAGUUCUGGCACUGCCUGUAAGGAGGUGACCAUGUGGGCUUUCUCUCACAGUUCAAAGACAUUCCAGUUAUCAGGUCAAUUGGUCCUGUGGUUGGGCUAGUGUCAAAUUCCACAGAGUAUCUCUAAAUAAAAUAAUUAAAAUAAUUUUUUUCCGCAGUCCACUGAUUUCUCUUAAUAUAUUCCUUCUUUAGCUCUUUACCUCACCCACCUAUCACCGACCAGCUUUUUAAAUCACACACUCUUCCCCACCCACCUACAUUCCCCCCCCCUCACCUAUCACCUGCCAAGUUGUAUUCCAUCCCCUCCCACCCUCCCCACCUUAUUCCGGCUUCUCCCCUCUUCCAUUCUCUGAAUGAUAAAGGGUCUCAACCUGAUAUGUUUGUUCCCCCGCUAUAGAUGCUGCCUGGUUUGCUGAGUUCCUCCAUCGUUUUGUGUGUGUUUCUCCAGAUACACCUGUCCCCUUCUUCUUUAGCCCUUUGGCUCCUCCACCUACCACCUCCCAGCUUCUCACUUCAGUCCCAGUUAUUCCCCCUGAUCUCCUCCCUUUGCCUUCUUAUCUGGAGCCCCCUAUCACCACCUAACUCGUACUCCUCCCUCCACCCACCCACCCAACCCCCUUCCUAUUCCGGCUUCUGCCCCUUCCCUUGCAGUUCUGGAAGGCUCUCGGCCUCAUUUCCUUCUGUAGAUUCUGUGUGUGUGUUGUAUCUGAUUUAAUUGGGAUGCAGGGCAAAUUGAAUUUUAUCCCGCACCUUUGGAACAAAUAAGCAAAAAUUGUUCAAGAGCACUUUUUUUGGAGUGUUUUGUGGUCCUGAAGUAUUUCUACUGUUUGUAGCUUCACACACAGACAUCUCCACAUGAACCCACCAUGGCCUGAGUGCCCCCUGUAAUGCCUGCUGUUACAGCUUCAUUCCUGUGUAAUAAAACUAUCAACUCAACCAAUUAUGAGGUCAAUUCACAAGGUCCCUUCUUGGCAACUUGCCAACCUGUUGUUUGAAGACGUGUGCGACUUGUUCAGUACCGAGAGGCACAACACUGGCUAACUAAACAGGAACAAACCCCAGUGCGGCCAAUCCAGCUCUUACUUAGAGUGAGACCUUUGUCACUGCGGGCCGGAAUUCAAUUGUAAAUUAGGUGCGGCAGAAACCUGAUUGGAUGAGGACUAACCAAUCAGGAGGGAUAGACCACGGGGGUAUAUAUACCACCAGACCAGAUAUGCCUUGGCAUCAUCCCUGAUGAAGAUGUCAAAGUUUGUUAAUUUUUUAGUUUUUUUUAAUCAAACAAUGAUUAAAAUCGAUACCUGUACCCGGCUGGAAGCCCGACAAGAGUUUAUUCACAUGAUAAAGAGUCUUUAAAGUAAGAUCACUAAUGUUGAGAACAUCUCAACAGAUGAGUGCAGCUAUCCUGUUUUGUUAAGAGCCUGACGGUUGAGAGGUAGUAACUGUUCCCGAACCUGGUGGUGCGAGUCCUGAGACUCCUGUACCUUGUUCCUGAUGAUAGCAGUGAGAAAAGAGCACGGCCUGGGUGGUGAGGAUCUUUGAUGGAUGCUGCUCUUCAACGGCAACGUUUCACGUAGAUGUGCUCAAUGGUUGGGAGGGUUUUACCCGUGAUGUACUGGGCCAAAGCCAAUACCUUUUGCAGGAUUUUCCACCCAAAAGGGUUGGUGUUCCCGUACCAGGCCGUAAUGCAGCCGGUCAGCACACUUUCCACCACACAUCUAUAGAAGUUGGCCAUGGUUUUGGAUGACACGCCAGAUCUCUGCAGACUCCUGAGGAAGUAGAGGCACUAUUGUGCUUUCCUUGAAAUUACAUUUAUAUGAUGGAUCCAGGACAGGUCCUCUAAGGUAGUGACACCCAGGAAUUUAAAGUUAUUGACCCUUUCCACCUCUGACCCUCCAGUGAUUACUGACUCAUGAACCUCUGGUUCCCCUCUCCUGAAGUCUACAGUUAGUUCCUUGGCCUUAUUGACAUUGAAUGAGAGGUUGUUGUUACGACACCACUCAGCCAAAUUUUCAACCUCUCCCCUGUUUGCUGAUUCAUCACCACCUUUGACACAGCCCACAACAGUGGCGCCAACAGCAAACUUGUGUAUGGUGUUGGAGCUGUGCUCAGCCACAUAGUCAUAGGUGUAAAACGAGUAGAGCAGGGGGCUAAACGCACAGCCUUGCGGUGCACCAGUGCUGAUGGAGAGUGUGGAGGAGAUGAUUUUGUCAAUCCGAACUGACUGGGGUCUUUUAACUCCAGAUUCCAGAAACAACAGUCUCUCUUGUGUCUCCACAGUGGGGUGGGGUGUCAUUAUGGAAGAGGGCAAUAAAUCCUCUGAUUGGACCUCUAUUGACCCCCUAUUGAUUCUGCACCGACUGUAACUGGAACCCCCAGGGGUGAAAGUGUUAAUUGCACCGCCGUCUCUCAUUGGCUCCCUCUCCGCCUCGCAUCUUAAUUCCAGCAAGGCCAGGAACAUGCGGGAACUGUACCAAUGUGCCAAACUGCAAGAAAGAAAGCAAACGGGUGAAGUGUUUUGCUGAGAUAUUACCUCACCUCCCGGGAGGGAAGACAAAAUGUCAAAGAACAUUUUUCUUCACAAGAGUCACCAGAAAGGAAGGCAGAUUAUUUCACCCCUGCCGCCCCCCCCCCACCCACGCAAACAGUACAAGAAAAGUGUGUCAGCUGCAGUUCUGGGGAGAAUACAAGCUGGUCAUUUUGAAGCCUAGUGAGACAGACUGACUCUCCAAUGUCCUUUUAGGCCUUAGGCUUCGCAGCUCUGCAAUUGACUUUGAAGAAAUUCAUGGAAGGUUUCAAUCUGGCAUUCCUCGUUGUGACAGGAAUUUGAGGCAGCGGCUGUAGAAGGGGCCGCAGCGAGCCUUUCUCACUCCAUCAACCAACUCGGACCAGACAGAAAAGGCUCCUCGCUCUGCCAGAAUCUCUCUCAGCAAAGCACAGAAGGGAAAGGGGGAGGGUUUGCAGGAGGGGGCAUGAGGGAGUGAAAUAGCUGGAAGUAGUGCUUGGACGUCACAGUAAGCAGUGUUGGUUAUACUUCCUGCCACUCCAUACUCAGCUGCUCUCUGAGCUUCAGCCCCAGGCUCUCCCUUGCUCCUACCCUGCACAUUCCCUGCUCAAAAUAAUAGUUCCCCAUGGACUAGAUGGGCCAAAGGGCCUGUUUCUGUGCUGUAUCGCUCUCUGACAUUUAACCUUUCACCCCUCCAUAACCACCUCAAGGACUCAAGUCCCAUGGUACAGAAGAGCAUCACACCCAUCAGCGAUACUGUCCUUCAGAUGAGUCACAAGUUCUGACUUCCGAUGAGUAUUAGAACAUAGAACAGUACAGAACAGGAGCAGGCCCUUCGGCCAACUAGUUACAAAUUAAAUCAACAAAAAACACCAAAAGGUCACCUCUCAUCCUCCAUUGCUCCAAGGAAAAAAGGCCAAGUACACUCAACCCACUUUCAUACGGUAUGCCCUUCAAUCCAGGCAACAUCCUUGUGAGUCUCCUCUGCACUCUGUCUAUAGAAUCCACAUCCCUCCUGUAGUGAGGUAACCAGAACUGAGCACAAGUGAGGUCUAACUAAGGUUUUAUGUUGUGAAAUAUGUUAACAAUGCAAUAUAUAAUAAUAGAAAACAAGAAGAAGAAGAAGAACAUAGGAACAUAAAAAGGAGAUACUGAGUGAGAACAUAUAAAGGAGAUACUGAGUGAGGUAGUUCUCUUUUGGAAGAGGACAGCGAGGCUUGAGAGGAAGUGCGGCGGCGGCCAUUUUCAAAUUGUCCAAUUGCUUCUCAGAUCGGAGCUCUGAGAGGCGGGACUGCGCAGGCGCGUGAAGGAGGCCCGGGAAGGAGGGAAGAUAUAUAAAGAACGCCGCCUUAAGAAGCGGGCAGCUUCGUUUGCGGGCAGCGGAGUGAGCCGGGCGCAGAGUGUAGGGCUUGGGCUCAGAGGGCUUAGGCAGAAGAGGGCACAGUAGGCUUAUCUUUUAGUUCUUGUAUUUUCAGUUAUUUGGGAGGUAUGAGUGUGAGGGCAGCUUGUUGUUCUGGGUGUUGGAUGUGGGAGAUCCUGGAGUCUCUGAGCCUCCCGGACGUCCACAUCUGCGCCAGGUGCGCCGAACUGCAGCUCCUGAGGGACCGAGUUAGGGAACUGGAGCUGCAGCUCGAUGACCUUCGCCUGGUUAGGGAGAGUGAGGAGGUGAUAGAGAGGAGUUACAGGCAGGUGGUCACUCCGGGACCAUGGGAGGCAGAUAGGUGGGUUACAGUCAGGAAGGGGAAGAGACAGGUACUAGAGAGUACUCCAGUGGCUGUACCCCUUGACAAUAAGUACUCAUGUUUGAGUACUGUUGGGGGGGACAGCCUACCUGGUGGGAGUGACAGUGGCCGAGCCUCCGGCACAGAGGACGGCCCUGUAGCUCAGAAGGGUAGGGUUAGAAGAAAGAGGUCCAUAGUAAUAGGGGACUCAAUAGUCAGGGGCUCAGACAGGCGUUUCUGUGGAGGUGACCGGGAGUCCCGGAUGGUAAUUUGCCUCCCUGGUGCCAGGGUUCGGGAUGUUUCUGAUCGUGUCCAAGAUAUCCUGAAGUGGGAGGGUGAAGAGCCAGAGGUCGUGGUACAUGUAGGUACCAAUGACAUAGGAAGGAAAGGGGAAGAGGUCCUGAAACGAGAGUAUAGGGAGUCAGGAAGGCAGUUAAGAAGAAGGACCGCAAAGGUAGUAAUCUCCGGAUUACUGCCUGUGCCACGCGACAGUGACAGUAGGAAUAGAAUUAGGUGGAGGAUGAAUGCGUGGCUGUGGGAUUGGAGCAGGGGGCAGGGAUUCAAGUUUCUGGAUCAUUGGGACCUCUUCUGGGGCAGGAGUGACCUGUUCAGGAAGGAUGGGUUACGCUUGAAUCGUGGGGGGACCAAUAUCCUAGCGGGGAGGUUUGCUAGGGCUACAGGGCGGACUUUAAACGAGUAAGAUGGGGGGGCGGGAGACUAUUUGAGGAGACUAUGGGAGAGGAGGUUAGUUCACCAGUGGAGCAAGUAAAUAGACAGUGUGUGAGGGAGGAAAGGCAGGUGAUGGAGAAGGGAUGCGCUCAGCCCGAAGAUGUAGGGGAGAAGAAAGAAAAGGAUAAUAAAUUUGACUGCAUUGUUAGGGAUGGAAAGAGAGGAGGAGAUGGAGAGUAUCUUAAAUGUAUCUAUUUUAAUGCUAGGAGCAUUGUAAGAAAGGUGGAUGAGCUUAAAGCGUGGAUUGAUACCUGGAAUUAUGAUGUUGUAGCUAUUAGUGAAACAUGGUUGCAGGAAGGGUGUGAUUGGCAACUAAAUAUUCCUGGAUUUAGUUGCUUCAGGUGUGAUAGAGUAGGAGGGGCCAGAGGAGGAGGUGUUGCAUUGCUUG